Molecule: messenger RNA, 4796 nt
Organism: Vidua chalybeata
Lineage: Eukaryota; Metazoa; Chordata; Aves; Passeriformes; Viduidae
Gene: ADRA2C
Product: adrenoceptor alpha 2C
Exons: 1
Coding region: 31-1365 (444 amino acids)
Biological process (GO): regulation of smooth muscle contraction; platelet activation; adenylate cyclase-activating adrenergic receptor signaling pathway
Cellular component (GO): membrane
Molecular function (GO): alpha2-adrenergic receptor activity
Source: RefSeq, a predicted model, not a curated record
UCUAGGACGCCGGCGCCCCGCACACCCACCAUGGAUCUGCUGCUGUUGGUGAACACGAGCCUGGGCUCCCCCAACGAGUCCCUGGCGCUGCCCCCCGCCUCGCCGUCCUCCUCGGCCCUCCUGCAGCCGCCCUCCCCCUACUCGCCCGCGGCCGUGGCCAGCCUGGCGGCGGUGGUGGGCUUCCUCAUCGUCUUCACCAUCGUGGGCAACGUGCUGGUGGUCAUAGCUGUGCUCACCAGCCGGGCGCUGAGAGCCCCCCAGAACCUCUUCCUGGUGUCCCUGGCCAGCGCGGACAUCCUGGUGGCUACCCUGGUCAUGCCUUUCUCCUUAGCCAACGAGCUUAUGAAUUACUGGUACUUCGGCAAGGCUUGGUGUAACAUUUACCUGGCGCUGGACGUGCUGUUCUGUACCUCGUCCAUCGUCCACCUGUGCGCCAUCAGCCUCGACAGGUAUUGGUCGGUCACACAGGCGGUGGAGUACAACCUCAAACGGACACCGCGGCGGAUCAAGGCCAUCAUCCUCACCGUGUGGCUCAUUUCAGCCAUCAUCUCCUUCCCACCAUUGAUCUCCGUGUACCGGGACCCUGAAGGAGACGUCUUUCCCCAGUGCAAGCUCAAUGACGAGACAUGGUACAUCCUUUCUUCUUGCAUUGGCUCUUUCUUUGCCCCCUGCCUCAUCAUGGUGUUGGUCUAUAUCCGCAUCUACCGCGUGGCCAAGCUAAGGACCAGGACCCUCUCUGAGAAGCGUACGAUGCCAGAGGGGUCCUCCCAGACUGAGAACGGCUUGAGCCGCGCUGCUGGCGGCUGCACGUCCCUGAGGAUGCAGCUGGGAGAGAACGGACAUUAUUCGGUGCACCACUGGCGCAAAGCCUCUGAGCUGGAGGACAUUGAGCUGGAGGAGAGCAGCACCUCAGAGAGCAGGCGGAGGCGGAGCCGGGAGGAGCAUCGCCGCAAAAGCAAGAGCCAGUCCUUCUCCUACUCGUACUCCUCCAAGCACUCCAGUAGCCGUCUGUCCCGUGCGAGCAAUCGCUCCAUGCAGUUCUUCUCGUAUCGCCGGCGCCGGAAGCGUAGCAGCAUCUGCCGUAAGAAAGUUGCCCAGGCCCGGGAGAAACGCUUCACUUUUGUGCUGGCUGUGGUCAUGGGGGUCUUUGUAGUUUGCUGGUUCCCUUUUUUCUUCAGCUACAGCCUCUAUGGUAUUUGCCGGGAGGCAUGUGAGGUCCCUGAGACUCUUUUCAAGUUCUUCUUCUGGAUUGGGUAUUGCAAUAGCUCCCUCAACCCAGUCAUCUACACCAUCUUCAACCAGGACUUCCGCAGGUCCUUUAAACACAUUCUUUUUAAGAAGAAGAAGAAGAACUUCCGGCAUUGAGCUGGAGGGAUGGAUUUGCCUCGAGCAGGAGCAGAGUUAAAAGAGAAGGCUCAAUGCUGGAAAAGAAGGGAGGGGAGAGAACAUGGGGCUUGGGCUUAGGGAGCGGGAAGAGGGCUCGCCCCCUCGAUGGAGCAGGGUGAUGCUGUGGGGGACAGGGAUGGUGUCAGGGAGGCUGAGGGCACUCACCAUGGUACAGAAUGGUGACAUGGUGCUGGGGGAGCAGUGCUGGAGUGUGGAGGGGUAAAGGGGGAGGGAGUGACUGAACGCUGACAGAGGGCAUGGGGAGCACACAGACGAAAGUAGGCUGAGACCCUGAGUCUGGGAGGCAGAGAGCUUUCAUGGGCUCUGGAAUUUUGUGGGGAAACAAAAAGAGACAUCAGAAGGAGAGGGUUAAGUGGCAGUGGUGGUGGAGAUUUGAGUAUAUAUAAAUAGGGCAGCUGGGGCCUAUGGUGUAUUUGUCCCAGUAAGAAAUUGGCUUUUACUUCUUGUGUGGGGAAGGAGAGUGCAAAGUACCAGGCAUUGACAGUGUUUUGAGUUAUGAAAGGAUUUAAAUGUUUGCCAAAAAAAAACCCUAAAGAACAAUCCAAACUCUUUUCUAAAUAAACCUUUGUACUGUUAAAACCUUCUGAAUCAUGAUUUUGCUCAAGGGAUAAAGUCAAACAAAGCAAGGGGUUUUCUUUUCCUUUGGAGGGGUCUUUGCCUAUAGAUCUGGAUGGGAACUAUUUUUCCUAUCUUCCCAUAGUUUUUGAUUAGUCAGUGAGACAAACCUGGGAAUCUUGCAUUUUUUCAUGAAAUAUGAAAAAGAAUACAUAUACCCCAUGACCUCAUUUCCUCCUGCUGGAUCACCAGGCAGUAAAUUCCUGCUCCAUCCUUCUCAGAUCAGUGACCUAAGGACCUUGCUGUCCUGGAGCAGCUAGUGAAAAAAAAAAUCAUUCUGGUGAACUUGCCUAAAAUUUUUUGAGAUAAAUUUUUUAAAAAAUCAAGUUUCCACUUCUGUGUGCCCAGGGGGAACUUUUCCUCCCCUUUUUUUUUCAGUCUCCCUUCAAAGGCUAAUCUCAGGGCUGGAUGCAUGCUCCUCAUUCUCAGGCAGGCAGUUGAAGGCAUUCUGAUAUGCAGGUUUUCAGAGGAAGAGCAAUCACCCCACUACUAAGAUUUUUAAAUCCUUCAUAUUUACAAUCUUAGAGGAACUAAAUCCUUUAUAUUUAUUUUUUAAUGAGAAGCAUACAUUGCAGAUUGUCAGUGGUGUAUGUGAACAAAUCUCAAAAGGAGGUGCAGCUGUUCCAAACCUUUGGUGUUAAUGUUGCUUGCUUUCCCUUCUUCUUUUUGCAUUUCUAGUUUAUGAUUUUAGAGGAUUUUCUUGGGAGGAGAGACAGAAGAGGGGAGAAUAGUUUGAAAAGUUAUUAAAGCAAACUAUAUUUCCCAUGGGUUUAUAAAAUGUCAUAAAGUGCAAUGAACAAAAUGAGAGACAGGGACUGGUGUCCAUACAUUCAUCACUGAAUUCAUACAAAGUGUAAAAGUGAGCUGAGCAUUUACAUCCUUUCUUCAUCUGUGCUGCUGCAAGGUGUGUAUUUUGUUUGUGGGGCAAAUAAUGCUCCUUUCUGUGUUUAUCACUCCUUUCAUAGGCAGCAGCAUUUGGCAUCUGCCUCAAAUGCACCUUUCCACAGCAAACAGUUCUUGGGAAAAAAAAAGAGUGAAAUCUAAUCACAUAUAACAGACUUCUUUAAACAGCUGAAUUGAAUCUAUAUUGAGGAAUCAUCAGAUAUCCCCUUCCUUACUCCCUCUGUUCUGUCUGAAAGGUGUCUGUAGCCUCUUCUUGUGAAUUCUCUGUAGCGUAAGGAAAAAGGAUAGAGCAGUCACUUUGUUUCAUCUGUGUUUCAUAAUAAGCAUUUGGUUCUCUUAACCCUGGAAAAGGAGACUGUCGGUGGCUGAGGCUCUGGUUGUUCCUUCAAUGGACAGUUUAACUUAAAUUCAAGUGGGAGUUCUGCUGAAGCAGGGAUUAGAUGAUUGCACCAAAUGCAUUAGAAGUUUGCUGGAUUUCGUUAACUAAACUGAGAUAUUUUCAAAGUCCUAAAUCUGUAACUUAUUGUAUGCUUUCUUGCAAUAAGGCUCAGCGUGUGAAAAGAUUUGAGCUUUGUUUAAAUAACAAAUGGUCUGGUACAAAUGCAUACCUGAGACAGAUAAAGGAGAAAUAAAAAUAGCAACUGAGAGGAGAAAAUUACAAGCCAUUUCUUUUCUGCAAAAUGGAGAGUUCUUAUUAAAGUUACAUCAAGAAGAGCUGAAACUUUCUCUUAUUAUUUUUGGGUAACAAUGUAGCUAAAAAGCUCAGGUUUGUUUACUCUGAAGAAACUAUAUAACCAUGAGAGCAACCAAAGCACCAUAUGGUACCUGGCUACUACCUCUGAGCUCCUGGACAGCUUCAUUAGAGGUACCCAUUCCUGCCAAGUGGAGGUCUGCUUUUGUCACUUCAUGCUCCCUUAGAGGGGUUUCCCAGUCUGCAGACUCAUUGGUUUCACUGUUGUGUUGCUUUUGAAAUGAGCUCUGUGGCCUGUAAACACAGUCCUUCCCCCUUUGUUUCCCCUGUAGAAUUCAAGUAGUCUAUGGAAAUGAAAUUCUGACAGUCAGAUUUUAGUGGACAUAAAAUAUAUAUGGAAUGACUGAUGUGCCUUAAAAGUAAGUUUUUUGCAGUAAAAGUAUUCUGUGAUCAUUAUAAAUUUAAAGAAAUAAUGCUUCUAUUUUUUUUUUUUACUUUAAACGUUUUUAAAGGGAUUAAUGCAGAUACUGAAUAUCUAUGAGCAGAAACAUAAUUAAAACCAGGGUAUUUCUAUGGUUUUAAUUUUUCUCGUCACAGUUACUCAUCUGAUUCAAUGCCUCAAGAGAGUCUUAUUUCUUCUGAGCUAAAUAAAAAGUAAUAUUCAUUAAUAAAGAUGUGCAGUUUGCACCCCUUUUAAUUGCAUUUCCCUCUAAAUUAGUGAAUACAGAGGAUUUCUAUAAAAAUUGUUUUUAAUGUAACUACUGAAUAUGCUUCAAGUAAAAUGGGGCUGAUUUACUUUUUUUAAAUACAGUGGUCUCUUGUUACUUGUAAUAGCUGAAGACUGGAAUUUGUAACAUACUGUGUGGUGUUAACUUUCCAUAAAAAGUAUUCAGCUCUGCUACUCACACUGUGGUUGUGCUUCAACUGUAAGCUGGCUAAUAGUGUAUACAGGAGAAAAAUAGUCUAUGCAGCUUUGGCUUAAGAAAAAGGGAGAAGCUAUGUGUAAAAUGUGCUGAGUUGUUUCUUUGAUCAGAUAUGAUAAACUGGUUGAAACACUCACUCUCUACUGUUGUGGAAAAAUGAAAUAUUGCUACUAAGCCAUAUCGAUUUUAACAAGUACUUGAUCUUUAACUCUUCAUUUGUUCAUUUCACCAUGAAGAAAAAUUUCUGUCAGUCUUAA